GCGUCAGGUCUCGGAGAUAGUUUGGUUUUCAGGUCCAGUCCGACGCACUAAGACCAGUGCUCAACGGAGACGAACAUACGGAGGACUACAGCCCGCUCCGGUUCCUGCAACAAAAAUAAUCUUAAAAUAUAAAGUGUGCAUUUGAAAAAUAAAAUAAAAUAAAAUCAUUGCUUCUGUGUUAUGACGCGCGUGAGCCGCACAGCAGCUGCUAUCUUUUAGCCAGCCGUGCUAACGCUGCGCUACUAGCCAGUGCUCCGUGGAGUGAUGUUGUGUCUCGAGGAGGGUUAGUUCCCAUCGACUCUCCCCCCCCCCCCCCCCCGCCCCAAAACCUGCACUCAUGUCGGGCAAGAGCACCGGGGUGGAGUGGGUCGAGACCACCGAGGAGGUCGUCAUGACGGAGGAGUGCAUGAACGACACCCCUGCAGUGAUGCCGGUUUUAGAGGCAGCGGAAACGCCAAUCCAGAAGUUGCUGGACACCGUGGGACACGGAGAUAACCCGGAUGCUGACGGUGGAUUUUGUGCCGAGCGACCCCGCCAACAUGGCCGUCGGCCCCUCCUUCAUCCUCGACUUCCCAGCGAGCACGGGUCUCCCCCAGAGGGCCCUCCUCACGCUGCCCUACGGCCUGGUGGUCGGCAGGUCCAGCGUUCCCAACGCGGGCGUCGGGGUCAUAAACCACGGGCCCACGGUGUCUCCGGGAAUGCAUUUUGGACCGUACGAGGGCGACGUGACCACGAGGGAAGACGCCAUGGCGAGCAACUUCUCCUGGGAGGUGAGAACGGAUCUCUAAACGCCUCCUAUUACGGUUAUUUAUUGUUAAAUGUGCAUAUUCUGUCCCUGCAGAUUUACAAAGAAAAAGAUGAAUAUGAGUACAUUGACGCAGCCAGAGAAUCUCACUCCAACUGGAUGAGGUACGUCAACUGUGCUCGGAACAAAGACGAGACCAACCUGCUGGCGGUCCAGUACAAAGGCAGCAUCCUCUUUCACUGCUGUCGCGACAUACACCCCGGAGACGAGCUCAUGGUGUGGCCCAGCGCCAAAUUUCUGGCCCAGUUCAGUGAAGCUUGGAGCCAGGUGUGGGUCAUGAAGUUGAAUGCGACAGAGAGUAACACCACUGCAACAUCUCACCUCUUCCCGUGCCCCCACUGCGAGCUGACCUUCACUACAGAGUCCUUCCUCCAGCGGCACACACAAGACUUCCACCCGCAGCCUGAAGGGGGCAGCGCUGCCGAGGCUUCCGACGCGGGCUCGGCUCUCCCCGCGGACACCUCCCUGGUGGUGGUUUCCGUUGACCCCGUCGAGUCCAAGACGUGCGGCGAUUGCGGGAAGACCUUCAAGCAAAUACCUCACCUCAGGAGGCACAAGCUCUGCGUCCACUCGAACAGACGGCCCUACUGCUGCCCGCAGUGCCGGCGGAGCUUCAGCCAGGCGUCCGGCCUCAUCAGACACCAGCUGGUUCACAGGAAGCACGCUUGGCCGAAAGACGCCGACGUCGUUCUCGAUCCGGACUUCUGUGAGACGAAAGAGAGCUCGACGCUGAGAGCCGAACUCUUCAGUCCUGCAGAUCCAGCCGUCGCCGAGGAAACUAAGGACGUGGAUGAGAGCGAGAAUGCACAAGAAGCUAUGGAUGUGGCUGAAACCGGCGGAGAGGCGGAGACGUCCCCAUUCAGUUGUCCGGACUGCGACAGGAGCUUCGCAAACGAGGCCGCCCUGAGAAGGCACAAGGCGACUGUCCACGAGGGGUUGCGCCCGUACGUCUGCACCGUGUGCCAGAAGUGCUUCGGCCAGUACACCGACCUGACCCGGCACCUGCGGCGGCACCACCAGACGCAAAGCAAGAGGGGCAAGAAGGUGAAAGAGGCUGCGGAGGGGCCUGCCACCGCGCCCUUUAGCUGUGCCGAGUGUUCGCUGGCGUUUGCCUCGGCGGACACGCUUCAACAGCACGUAACGGAGCGACACGCGGAGGAGGAGGCCCCCGUGGAACAUCGAGAGGACGAUCGGAGCCGCGAUCCAGAUUACAGCCCACAAACGUCGCUGGCUGAAACGGUUGAGUUUGUCCAAAAACGUCAGAGGCCUCAGCGGCUCGGAGCCGGAUCAAAAAUUGCCGCCAUAACCAAGCUCAUCGCCCCAAAACGAAGGGCGCCGGUCGCCUGCAAGAAGCCGUUAACCGGCCCCGGCGAGGCGCCGCCGUCGGCCGUCGCCGCCGCAAACGGGAAGCUGCCGAAAAACAAACGGCUCGGCUGCAACCGCUGCAAGCGGACGUACGGGAACCCGGACGACCUCAAAGCGCACACGUGCUCGCCGAAGCAGCUCAAGUGUGGCCAGUGCGGGGCGACCUUCAGCAAGUCGGGCUUCCUGAAGCGGCACGAGCAGGUGGUGCACGAGAACGCCACGUCCUACAGCUGCAACCGCUGCGGUAAAGUCUUCUCCACGUCCGGCAACCUCAAGCAGCACCAGAAGAGCAACACGUGCAUGAAGUACCACUGCACGUCGGAGCUUUUCCCGUGCUCCUUCUGCCAGUUCUCCUUCACCAUGAAGAGCUACCUUAUCAAGCACGUCAAGAGGCACCACCCGGUGGAGUACCUGUCUCACUUUGACUCCAACAGCCUCGCGGAUCAGCUGGAGGAGGAGGAGCAGCAAGAGGAGGAGCAAGAGGAGGAGCAGGUCAAGGAGGUGAAGGAGGUGAAGGAGGGGAAACCAUACGUGUGCCCGCAUUGCGGGAAGAGCUGCGCUAGCAGCAAAGUGUUCAAAUCGCACGCGUGCUUCCAGCAGGUGAAGGUGCUGUACCUGUGCAACGACUGCGGGAAGGGCUUCAUCAACCACUACGGCCUCAAGCAGCACCAGCGCGUCCACACGGGCGAGAAGCCGUACACCUGCCCCCACUGCGGCAAGAGCUUCUCGUACAUGGGCCAGCUCAACGUGCACCUCAGGACUCACACCGGGGAGAAGCCGUACCUGUGCACGCACUGCGGCGAGAGCUUCCGGCAGUCGGGCGACCUGAAGCGGCACGAGAGGAAGCACACGGGCGUGAGGCCCCACAGCUGCCCCGAGUGCUGCAAGAGCUUCAGCCGCCCGCAGAGCCUCAAGGCCCACCAGUUGCUCCACAUGGGACAGAGGAUGUUCAAGUGCACCCAGUGCGGCAAGAGCUUCUCCCGAAACUAUCACCUCCGGAGGCACCAUCAGAAGAUGCACUUGUAGCUCGACGCGUCGAGGACUUUGGGAAACGUUGCACUAAAUGGCCGAAUUUCUUUUUAUUUAAGUUUGUUUAAAGCGUUCCAGAACCAAAAGUGUGGAUUUUGUAAUUUUUUUUUUUUAUGUUAUGGAUAAGCGCGACACUCACUGCGAUUAAACAUAAGAGAAGUUUGCGCUCGUCAGUCAAUUUAAACAAAUCCUCAUCGUCUCAAUGUUCACUUUGAAA
Molecule: messenger RNA, 3416 nt
Organism: Cyclopterus lumpus (lumpfish)
Lineage: Eukaryota; Metazoa; Chordata; Actinopteri; Perciformes; Cyclopteridae
Product: histone-lysine N-methyltransferase PRDM9-like
Exons: 5
Coding region: 338-3196 (952 amino acids)
Biological process (GO): cellular developmental process
Cellular component (GO): nucleus
Molecular function (GO): protein binding; histone methyltransferase activity; DNA-binding transcription repressor activity, RNA polymerase II-specific
Source: RefSeq, a predicted model, not a curated record